UACAUUUUGUACAUCAAUACCAAUUCACAAACAAAUAUGUUGAAACCUCAACUCAACAACCUCUCCCACCACCACAGCCUUGCUCCGGUGUUACUCACACAAGGGAAGAAGAAUCUUAUCCCCGGAAAUGGGGUUGUUGACAACAUCGGAAGCCCUUCUUCCUUUCUCUCUCUUAACACCCUCACAUUUCCUACCAAACCUCGUAGGUCUUUCUGUUCUCGUAGUCACACCCGCUACUCAAUCAGUCAAAUUAAAGCCGGCUUCAGUGAUUCUGGUAGUGCGAGUCUCAUUAGAACCAUUAGUCUUAAAGCCGUGAUUACAGUCCAAAUGACGGUGGGUGGUGUCCUAUCGAACCUUAGUGUUGACAGAGCCUUUGAUGACAUCGGAGAUUUGCUUGGAAAAUCACUACUUUUGGAGCUUGUUGCAGCCGAGGCUGACCCUAAGACCGGUUUACCAAAGGCUACCAUACCGGAUUAUGCUCAUCGAUCUGGUCAAAAAGCAGACGACUUAGAAUAUUUAGCAGAAUUUGAAGUGCCCGAAGAUUUUGGGUCAAUUGGUGCUAUUAUGAUAGAGAACGAACAUCACAAAGAGAUGUUCGUGGAAUCUGUUGUAAUUGAAGGCCUCUCCACCGGCCCCAUUAGGGUCUCCUGUAAUUCAUGGGUUCAUUCCAAGUUUGAUAAACCUGAGAAACGGGUUUUCUUUCUAGACAAGGUGUCAUGCCUACCAUCGCAGACGCCGAGCGGGUUGAAGCAGCUCCGAGAACAGGAACUAGCGAUUCUUCGAGGCGAUGGGGUCGCCGAUAAACCUCGAGAAAAGAAAGAUAGAAUUUACGAUUACGAUGUCUACAACGAUCUUGGCGAUCCGGAUAAGGAUCCGGAAUUGGCACGACCGGUGCUCGGCACCAAGGAUUAUCCUUAUCCUCGACGUUGCAAAACUGGUCGCCCUCGCUCCAAAUCAGAUCCAUUAUCGGAGUCAAGGAGCGGUGAUGUUUAUGUGCCAAGAGAUGAAGCCUUUUCAGAAGUAAAGGAUAUGUCUUUUAAUGCCAAGACUGUAUACUCGUUGCUUCAUGCAGUCAUUCCUUACAUAGAGACAUCUGUUAUUGACAAAGACCUUGGGUUCCCAUACUUCACAGCCAUUGAAUCUCUGUUCAAUGAGGGAGUUAAUUUGCCACCAUUAGACAACAAUGGGUUUCUUGGAAAUGUUCUACCUCGACUUUUUAAGGCUUUUGAAGAUGCCCAAAAUAACGUCUUGCUUUUUGAUACUCCUGAAAUGAUUGACAGAGAUAAGUUUGGUUGGAUGAGGGAUGAAGAAUUUUGUCGACAAACUCUUGCUGGUCUUAACCCUCUGAGUAUUAGCUUAGUCACGGAAUGGCCACUGAAAAGUAAACUUGAUCCUGAAGUGUAUGGUCCACCUGAAUCAGCAAUAACCAAAGAUGUCAUUUUGAAAGAGAUCAAAGGCUUCUGCACGCUGGAGGAGGCAAUAGAGAACAAGAAGCUUUUCGUUCUAGAUUAUCAUGAUAUCUUCCUUCCAUAUGUGCACAAAGUUAGAGAUCAAAAAAAUUUCAGAACAACUUUAUACGGAUCAAGAACACUGAUGUUCCUUAUGCCAUCUGGAACAUUAAGACCAUUGGCCAUUGAGCUUGUUAGGCCACCUGGCAAUGGGAAACCUCAAUGGAAGCGAGUAUUCACUCCAUGUUGGGAUGCAACAGGUGCUUGGCUAUGGAAGCUUGCUAAGAUCCAUGCGCUUGCUCAUGAUAGUGGUUACCAUCAACUCGUAAGUCACUGGUUGAGAACACAUUGUUGCACUGAGCCGUAUAUAAUAGCCACCAAUCGCCAGCUCAGCAAAAUGCACCCUAUACAUAAUCUAUUACACCCUCAUUUCCGAUACACAAUGGAGAUCAAUGCUUUGGCUCGGGAAUCCCUCAUAAAUGCUGGGGGAAUUAUCGAAACUUGUUUUUCCCCAGGAAAAUACAGCAUCGAGUUGAGUUCAAGCGCGUAUGGUCAACAAUGGCGGUUUGACCACGAAGCAUUACCCGCUGACCUAAUCGCAAGAGGCAUGGCGGUUGAAGACCCCGAUUCACCACACGGUCUAAAACUAUCAAUAGAAGACUACCCUUAUGCAAAUGACGGUUUAGUCCUUUGGGAUAUAAUCAAAGAUUGGGUCACCAACUAUGUCAACCAUUACUACCCAGAAGAGAAUCUUGUAGAAUCGGAUUCAGAGCUUCAAGCAUGGUGGACAGAGAUUAGAACAGAAGGACACGCAGACAAAAAAGACGAACCAUGGUGGCCGAUUUUGAAAACACCAAAAGAUUUAAUCGGAAUUUUGACAACGAUAAUCUGGGUAGCUUCCGGGCACCAUGCAGCUGUCAACUUCGGGCAGUAUGACUUUGCGGGGUAUAUUCCAAACAGGCCGACAAUUGCCCGAGUGAAGAUUCCAUGUGAAGAUCCUACUGAUGAUGAAUGGGAGGUUUUUAAGCGUAGGCCUGAAGAUGAACUUUUGUCUGCAUUUCCUUCUCAGGUUCAAGCUUCACAAGUUAUGGCUGUUCUUGAUGUUUUAUCAAAUCAUUCUGUAGACGAGGAGUAUAUUGGGGAGACGUGUGAACCAGCUUUUGAGGCAAAUCCAGAGAUAAAAGCUGCGUAUGAAAUAUUUGCAGGGAGGUUGAAGGAGUUGGAAGGGAUUAUUGAUGGGAGGAAUGCGGAUGAGAGUAGGAAGAACAGAAAUGGAGUUGGGGUUGUACCGUACAACCUUCUAAAGCCUUUUUCGGAACCUGGUGUCACUAGUAUGGGGGUUCCAAAUAGUAUUUCCAUAUAG
Lactuca virosa is the source of this 2811-nucleotide messenger RNA. NCBI's taxonomy places the organism in Eukaryota, Viridiplantae, Streptophyta, Magnoliopsida, Asterales, Asteraceae. The record is from the annotation of a GenBank genome assembly.